CCAUUUCACCAUACCUCCACCACCACUCCAAACCCAUCCUUAAUUACAAACAUAUAGCCUUGGCAAGUGUGUCUAAAAAUGGCUUCCAAGGCUAUUGCAACCAUGGCUUUUCUACUCUCUCUCAACCUUCUCUUUUUCACAAUGGCCACUUCAACUAAUGUCGCUUGCCCACCACCAUUAAAGACUCCAAAACACACUCCACAACACUCACAACCCAACCUUCCUACUAAUAAGCCAGCCACUUGCCCCAAGGACACCCUUAAGCUAGGGGUGUGUGCUAACUUGUUGAAUGACUUGGUGCACCUUGUUGUGGGAACCCCACCAAAGACCCCUUGCUGCAGCCUCAUCCAAGGUCUUGUUGAUCUUGAGGCUGCUGUUUGUCUUUGCACUGCUAUCAAGGCCAAGGUUCUAGGCAUCAAUCUUAAUGUCCCCCUCUCUUUGAGCUUGCUAUUGAAUUAUUGUGGAAAGAAUGUACCAAAAGGCUUCCAAUGUGCCUAAUGGUGCUAAGCUAAAUCUCUCAUUUUUCUACCAAGUUUCAUGUUAUCUAAUUAUUUUCACAAAAUCCUUUGUUGAUGGGGUCUGGUUUGAUUUGAUAUCAAUCCCAUUUUGGUUGUCAAUUGGUUUGUUGGAAGGUCUUCUCAACCGGCUAUUCUUUGGGAAAUAAUAAAAUGUGUGUGUGUGUGUUUUUUUUCCUUUCUGGAUGAUGUAAAAUAUUUUCUCUUGAUGAAUAUGGAGCUUUGAUGUGAAUUAUUUUACUCAGAA
Molecule: messenger RNA, 762 nt
Organism: Quercus robur (English oak)
Lineage: Eukaryota; Viridiplantae; Streptophyta; Magnoliopsida; Fagales; Fagaceae
Product: 14 kDa proline-rich protein DC2.15-like
Exons: 1
Coding region: 79-498 (139 amino acids)
Source: RefSeq, a predicted model, not a curated record